AUGACAGGACACGGAGACAGGAUGAAAGUGGAAACCCCAGACAGAGUGCGAAGUUCGGGAAUACGGUACCAUGGCACAUCCAACCCACUGGAGUUUCUAGGCAAAAUGGAGGAAUGGGCCAAAGGAUGUGGCAUAAACAAGAAUGCAUUGGUACAAGCGAUGCCAUUUAUCCUAGAAGGCGCCGCAGAGGACUGGUGGAAUACGGCGCCGAGUCGGGUGAGGACAUGGGAGGAGCUGAGGAGGAAACUUCGAGAGUACUUCCUACCGCCAAGGUAUCAGAAGCAAUUGGAUGUACAAAUCGGACAACUACGACAAAAGGAGGGAGAACCAACACGAACAUACGCGAUGGAGCUGAGAAAGCUGUUGAGAUUCCCCGACUACUCGGAGGAGGAAAAGAUGGAUAGGAUCUACAAGAACUGUCGGAGUAAGAUAAAGCUGUAUGAACGAAGAUCAGGCUUUUCGUCUCUAACGGAGUUCCUAACACUGGCAGAAGAAGUGGAGGAAGUUGAGGCGGCAGAAAGACAGGAAAUAGCCAUCAGAGAGCCUCAGGAGGAUCUAAGACGGAAACAACAGGAAGAAGUUGUGGUAAAAACGGAGCCAUCCGACAAGGAGAUCCAGACUUACUACGGCACCGGCAACAUUCCAGUGAGCCCUGGAUACCAUCAUAGGGCCAGAAAUGGAGCCGUUCGCGUUCGCAUAUCUGGAUGA
Drosophila eugracilis is the source of this 708-nucleotide messenger RNA. Its product is annotated as activity-regulated cytoskeleton associated protein 1-like. NCBI's taxonomy places the organism in Eukaryota, Metazoa, Arthropoda, Insecta, Diptera, Drosophilidae. The record is from RefSeq and is a predicted model, not a curated record. Bases 1 to 708 code for a protein of 235 amino acids. The transcript has 2 exons.